UUGUCGUUGUUGCUGUUGUUGUUGUGGUUGUUGUUGUUGCUGGUGCUGCUGCUGCUGCUGCUGCUCGAACACCUUCUGUUUCUUAGAACAUGUCGUGGGUAGGCCUAUCGGAAUGCCGGGACGGUCGGUCUCUGCUCAAGGAGAUUGAGCUGCAGGGCCUGGCCAGGAGAUGCCAGGAGUUGGAGGCCGUCGUCACGCAGGUGAAGUCAGAGGAGGGUAAGGUAUACCCAUACCGUUACCCUCCCCUCGUUUUCCGCUGUCUGGGCCUCCUGGGAGGCCCUCGUCGCCACGGCUGGAUUCGUUUCGAGAUCUUGGUGAGAACCCACCCUGGGGGCGGUCCAGGGGGUAAUCGGUAACGGUACCUUUUGGUUUCCCCAGUUGAAGAGCGCCCAGCAAGAUCUCUUGGCGCAGAUCGGGCGCAUGCAGAGCGCGCAGGUCAGCUUCGAGCGGAGAGGUGUCGAGCUUGGGGCCGCCAAGUCCAGGAUCGCCGAGCUGGAAAGCUCGUUGAGGGACAGCGCCACGGUCGCGGAGCGGAGGAGGCUCGAGCUGGAGGCCUCCCAGCUGGCGAGGCAGCAGGGCGAGGCCCUUCUGCAGGAAGCCACCUGCUCCCUGCGGUCGCGGGAGGAGGAGCUGCAGGCCGCUCAGCAAGAGCGCACCCUCGCGACGCAGGCGCUGGCGGCGUCGCAGCGACGGGAGCAAGACAGCCGCCGACAGCUGGCCCAGCUGCAGCAGCAGGUAGAGGCCUGCAGCCGCAGCAGCGCCGAGAUCGAGGGCGUUCUGCGGGCGGCGCAGGCGCGAGAGGCCCGCCUGGCGCAGCUCGAAGGUGCAAUCUCUGCCGCUGCCGCGGGCCCUCCGGGCCCGAGCCUGGCGGAGGCCCCACGGACCCCGCGGCUGCCACAAGACAAGUCCACCCCGCACCUGCUGGAGUGCGGCGGCCCCUCGGAGCAGGCUCCAGAGCCAGGCGAGGCGGCCAGGCGAUCAUGCGACGAGGCACGCCAGGAGUUGUCUUCAUGCUCCCUGCGGCUCGGCGGCGCCAGCACCGCCCCCUGGUCUCCCGCGCCCUCGGCGCGGCCGCUGCACUCCGGGCUGUCGUCGCCGGAGAGCUCUCCGCUGCAGCCGCGACUGCCCUCCAGCUGCUUCGUCGGGCGCGCCGAGGGCGGCGGUGCCUCCGUUGCGGCGGCGGCGCCGCCGUCGACAGCUCCUCGGCUGGCGGAGCCGCGCAGGCCAUCUGCCAUGCAGACCCGCUCGGUGCCGCAGCUUCCUGCGCAACCUCGCCCUCGCUCUCGCCGGUCCCCUCGCGCGGACAAGGACCAUCGAGGCACCAGCCCCGGCCUCGGCGGGGGCUCGUGGGAGGCCGAGGGGCUCCAGUCCCUCCUCGCGGGCGCGGCGCUCGCGCUGCGGCGCGCCUCGCCGAGCGGCCCGCGCGCCGCGCGGCAGACGGUGCACUGAGCGCGCGCGCGCGAGCGCGCACCACCUCGCGUAGCGAAGCAAUCUCACGACGGACAUUUUUUGUUGUUUGUUUGUGCUU
Molecule: messenger RNA, 1528 nt
Organism: Prorocentrum cordatum
Lineage: Eukaryota; Dinophyceae; Prorocentrales; Prorocentraceae
Source: the annotation of a GenBank genome assembly